Messenger RNA from Impatiens glandulifera, 2110 nucleotides. RefSeq lists its product as uncharacterized. The record is from RefSeq and is a predicted model, not a curated record. The transcript is spliced from 4 exons. The coding region runs from base 218 to 2035 and encodes 605 amino acids. Lineage: Eukaryota; Viridiplantae; Streptophyta; Magnoliopsida; Ericales; Balsaminaceae.
UCUCCCUCCCUUUCUAUUCUAUCACCACUAAAGAGACAUUACUACCACUUUUACACCCUUUUAUGUAACUUUUUACUGCAUAAUCAUUUCCUUUAUAUCUAAGACUCUGCACUAUAAACAUCAAGAAAGGAGAUAACUUUUCCUUCCUCUACACAUAUUUGAAGGUUCAAUUUAAAGAAAAUGGAAGGAUAAUUAAAGAACAUUUGAAACUGACUAUAUGGGAGGAGGAAGAGGAGGAGGUUAUGUUGGCGGUUUUCUACAGAUGUUCGAUUGGAACUCGAAAUCUAGAAAGAAACUGUUUGCUGGUAGCAAGUCCAAUUUUCUAGUACCAGAUCAGAAGAAAAGAACAGAACAGAAUCUGCCAACGACCCAUGAGGAGGAGGAGGAGGAUGAAGCUACUAACUACAGUUGUUCUUCGUCUGUAAUUAACGAAGAAGAUGAUCAUGGGUAUAGAAUUAAGACUACUAAUGUUGUUGCCAGGUUAAUGGGAUUGGAUUCUUUACCCACUUCCAAUUUCGAAGAAGAAAAAGAAGAAGAAACACCUAUUUCUCUUGGAGAUAAACAGGAAAAGGUUGACAAUUUGGUUCAGAGAGCCAUAAACAAGCAGCAGACGCCUGUUGAGAAGUUUCAAGCCGAAAUCUUGCCACGAAAAACAGCUAAAUCGAUCCCAAUCACUCAAAAUAAGCUCUUAUCUCCCAUAAAAAGCCCCAGUUUCGUUCCAUCUUAUAAGGAUGCAGCUCAAAUAAUGGAAGCAGUCUCCAAGAUUAUCGAACCAGCAUUACAGGCAAAUUCUACUUCUAAAAAGGUCAUUAAACUACAACUUCCUUCAGUUCCAUUGAAAACCAAGGACUUGAAGGAGAAGGCAACAGCAGCUUCAAUUGGCUGCAGCAGCAGCAGCAGAAGAAGAAUGAGGAGCUGCAGCAACUUCAAUUCAGAUUCGGAUAAAGAAAAGUCUGUUUCACUUGCUAUCCAAGCAAAGGUGAAUGUUCAAAGGAGAGAAGGAAUAUCGAGACAAAGCAGUAACAACAUUUCGAUCCAACCGAAUAAGAAUAAUAAUACCCAGAAGAAGAAAACCUCGAGUACUGUAGUCCUCAGGCAGAAUAACCAGAAACAGAAUUGCCGUCCAACUGAGAAAGAUAACAAUUAUAAGUCAACAUCACAUGGUAGAAGAAGAUCCGUAUUAACAUUAGAUGAUUCUUCUUCUAAUUCUUCCCUGAAAGUCAAUUCGAGAAAGUUCGACCACGAUGAUGAAGACGACAAACAAAGUGUCUCAUCGUCUUCUUCAUCAAUCACUAAAACAGUUUCUCGAAAGAAACAGUUGAUAGCUACAGACAAGAGGAAUGAUAUUGUGUCUUUUACAUUCACAACUCCGAUGAGAUCAGGAAUUACUACUCCAAUGGCGUUUGAGAAAACUGAUGAUUUAACUGCUUUGUUGGAGCAAAAGCUUAAGGAAAUAACUAAUAUGGUUCAAUCAUGCAAGCACAACCCACAGGAUCGAGAAAUGGAUCUUUCGGGUACAUCUAGAACGAAACUAUGGGAGCUCGAAUAUGUCAAGGAAAUACUAUCUGGGGUUGAGUUUAUGAUCGAGGACUAUGUGAUAGGCCGAUCAAAGAGGAUCAUAAAUCCCCAACUUUUUCAUCAAAUUGAAAGUCCAAUAAGAGGAGAAGAUCAGAGUAAGAAGCUUCUGUUUGAUUGUGUGGGCGAAUCCAUGGAGUUGAGAUGCAUGUCAGGCAGAGGAUGGAAAGCAGCAUUGUCGUUUGGUAGAAGCAUAAGAAGAAGAAAAACGUUAGCAGAAGAAGUGUAUGGGGAGAUCUCGGGAUGGAGAGGCGCAGGAAUAGGAAAGGGAGGUAAGGAAGAAGAAGAUCGCAUGGUGGAUGAUCUAGUUGAUAGAGACAUGAGUAGCCAAUAUGGAAAAUGGAUCGACUUUGAAAUUGAAAUAUUCCAAAUCGGCGUCGAGAUUCAAGGUCAAAUCCUUAACACGUUAAUCAAUCAAGUCAUCGCUGAUAUGAUUGCAAGCAGCAGCUAUAAGCUAUAAGAAUGGAUUUGCUCAUUUUAUUAUGGUGGUUGUAAUAGAGUUGUAUUUUAUUUGAACUCUUUGCUUUCUGUUGUU